Diabrotica virgifera virgifera (western corn rootworm) is the source of this 1193-nucleotide messenger RNA. Its product is annotated as la protein homolog. The transcript has 2 exons. The record is from RefSeq and is a predicted model, not a curated record. Lineage: Eukaryota; Metazoa; Arthropoda; Insecta; Coleoptera; Chrysomelidae. Bases 95 to 1114 code for a protein of 339 amino acids. Gene Ontology annotation, biological process: positive regulation of translation; RNA processing. Gene Ontology annotation, molecular function: RNA binding. Gene Ontology annotation, cellular component: cytoplasmic stress granule; ribonucleoprotein complex; cytosol.
GGUUAACUCCUUCACUAAACUUGCUCUUGUUGUAGAUACACGUGUUUACAGCAAAUAAGUUAUUUUUUAAGUAUAUUGACUGCAAAUUUUCACAAUGGCUAACGAUUUAGAACAAAAGAUCAUCAAACAAAUCGAAUAUUACUUCGGAGACAUCAAUCUGCCGCGUGAUAAAUUCUUACAAGAGAAAAUCAAAGAAGAUGAAGGGUGGAUCACUCUGGAUGUCUUAUUAACGUUCAAACGUCUUUCGUCGUUAUCUACUGACCAAGAAUUAAUCGCAAAAGCAGUUGAAAAGUCUGAAAAUGGCCUAGUGAUGGUAAGCGAAGACCGUAAGAAACUUAGACGCAAUCCAGAGAAACCGAGUCCAGAAUUGAAUGAGGAAAGACGCAAAGAGAUCAUGGGGAGGACAGCCUACGCAAAAGGAUUUCCAUUGGAUGAAGAAUUUAACAACAUUAUCACUUUCCUAGAUGCAUAUGGACCAGUCGAAUCAUGCAGUCGUAGAUCCACCAAAGACCAUAAAUUUAAGGGUUCCUGUUUUAUUAUUUUCAAAGAUGUCGAAACCUGCAAGAAAUUCGUAGAAGCGGAAAGUAUCAAAUAUGGAGAAACAGAACUAAUCAGGAAAUUCCAACAAGUAUAUUUUGACGACAAAAAAAAAGAGAUACAGGACAGAAAAAACGAGAAAGCUGCUAGCAAGGUAGCUGCAAAAUCGGGCACACCGCUUCAGUUUCCCAAAGGAGCCAUUAUUCAUUUCUCUGGAAUCGAGGAAGGUGUAAAAUUAUUAAGGGAAGAUCUUAAAGAAAAGGUCAAGGAAGUCGGCAAAAUUGAAGUAAAAUUCGUUGAUUUUAAUCAAGGUGAUUUGGAGGGAUACCUACGUUUCGCAGAAGAAAACGAAGCUGUCGAGUUCUUUAAGACAGUUGAUAAUGACACACUUGAAAUUAAAGAUCAAAAAGUCAAAUUGAGAGUGUUAGAAGGAGACGAAGAGGAGGAAUAUCUGAAAAAAACUUCAGAUUCUAUUCUAAACAUGAGAAAACAUAAGAAACAAAAUUCUAAUAACAGAAAACGAAAGGGCAACUUUGGUGGCGGAAGAAGAGAUGCCAAAGUUAGUAAAAGGGACUAAUAAACAAAAUAUGUUAUCAUCUUUAUCUAAUUGUUUAGAUAUUGUAAAAAUUAGGUUAAAAAUAAAGGUUUUUUUUACA